Molecule: messenger RNA, 815 nt
Organism: Terrapene triunguis (Three-toed box turtle)
Lineage: Eukaryota; Metazoa; Chordata; Testudines; Emydidae
Product: zinc finger protein 664-like
Exons: 2
Source: RefSeq, a predicted model, not a curated record
GCUCCGCCAGGCUGCAGAAUAACAGCCCUGGUUCUCCCCCGGGAAAUGGCGGCAGCAGAGCUCAUGCAGCAGGUGAUGGGAGGAUGAGUAAGAACAAGGAGGAGAAUUCUCAGCAGGAAGCUGCUGAGGAAGUGGAACUGCACAAAACUUUAUCAGGAAGAUCCAAAGGGAAUUUUUUCCAGAGUCAUAAGCAGGGGAAAGCCUGGGAGAUUCCACACAAGUCAGAGAAGUGGCAGGGAAACCAGCCAGGGAAGAAAGUGGAUAAAACCACUAAUUGUAAGGGAAAUGGCAAGGACCUCGAGGAAACCGCAGCCCAGCAGAGAAUCCACAGAGACGAGAGAAAAAACACAUGCACCAAGUGUGGGAAAAGCUUCAGUCGUAGCUCAAACCUUGUUUCCCAUUGGAGAAUCCACACAGGAGAGAGGCCGUAUGAAUGUAGCGAGUGCGGGAAAAGCUUCAAUCAGAGCUCUAACCUUACUUCCCAUCAGAGAAUUCACACGGGAGAGAGACCCUAUAAAUGUCUGGACUGUGGGGGAAACUUCAAACAGAGCUCAGACCUCAUCACACAUCAAAGACUGCACAUGGGAGAGAAACCAUAUAAAUGUAUUAAGUGUGGAAAAACCUUCAAUCAGAGCUCAAAUCUUAUUUCACAUCAGCGAAUUCACACUCGAGAGAGACCCUAUAAAUGCCUGGAGUGUGCGGAAAGUUUUGACUGGAGCACCCAACUUCUUAGACACCAGAUAAUCCAUACAGGAGACAGACCCUAUAUAUGCUUGGACUGUGGGAAAAGCUUUAGUGACAGCUCAGCCCUUAUU